GGGAAGGGUAUUUUUGCACUCAGAGAAGAACCUGAGAGGAACCUGGACACAAGGAGCAUGGGUGUCUUUACGUCAGGCACUGAUAUCUUCCUAAGUCUUUGGGGGAUGUAUGUAUCUCCAAAAGGCCCUGGAUGGAUGGACUUUAUCCAACAUUUGGGAAUUUGCUGUCUGGUUGCUUUCAUCUCAGUGGGCCUCCUAUCUAUGGCCUUUUCCGGGUUUCUGUCCUCAUUCAUAGCCUUCAGCUCCUCGUGGUUAAUCACCUGUGCUCUGCUCUGCUGCUCCAAGCAUGCACGGUGUUUCAUUCUCCUCUUCUUCCUCUCCUGUGGCCUGCGGGAGGGCAGGAAUGCUUUGAUUACCGCUGGCACCGGGAUAGUAAUCUUUGGACACGUGGAAAAUAUUUUUCAUAACUUUAAAGGUCUCCUGGACAGCAUGACUUGCAACGUAAGAGCCAAGAGCUUUUCCAUACAUUUUCCACUUUUGAAAAAAUAUAUUGAAGCCCUUCAGUGGAUUUAUGGCCUUGCCACUCAUCUGAGUCUAUUUGAUGACCUUAUUUCUUGGAACCAGACUCUGGCAGUCUCUCUUCACAGUCCCAGCCAAGCCCUGGAGGCACAGCUAAAUGACACCAAAGGCCAAGUCCUGGGUGUCUUGUACCAGAUGGUGACAGCGACCGAGGUACUGUCUUCCCUGGGGCGGCAGCUCCUUGCCCUAGCAGGGCUUUUGCUGGUGCUACUUGGCACUGGCCUCUUCAUGAAGCGAUUCUUGGACCCCUGUGGUUGGAAGUUUGAAAAUAUCUUCAUCACCAAACAAUUUGUUCAGUUCGAUGAAAUGGAGAGGCAGCUACAGAGGCCCUGUGUCCUCCCACUGAAUAAGAAGGAAAGGAGGAAAUAUGUCGUCAUCCCAUCUUUCCGGCUGUCUCCUAAAGACAGGAAGAACCUGGGGCUGUUUUGCCUCCCCAUUCUUACCCACUUCUACAUCUGGGUGCUCUUUGCAGCCAUAGAUUAUCUUCUGUAUCAACUCAUUUUCUCAGUGGGCAAACAUUUCCAAGGCUUGCCGGGGCUCGAGGUCCACUUGAAACUGCACCGAGAGGAGCAAGGAACUCAAGACAUCAUACAUGAUUCUUCCUUUAAUAUAUCUCUGUUUGAACCCACCUGCAUCCCUGAGCCAAAGCUCCUUCUGUCUAAGACCUGGAUUCCUCUCAGCAUUAUCCUUGUGAUACUGGUGGUGCUGGGUCUGCUGUCCUCCAUCCUGACUCAGCUUAAAAUCCUGGUGUCCGCGUCCUUCUACCCCACCGUGCAGAGAGAGCGCAUCCGGCACCUGCAUGUGAAACUCCUGAAGAAGAGAGCAAAGCAGGCACAGAGAGAAGGAAACAGUGAACAGAAUCUCUACUUUACAAAGAUGGACUUCUGGCUUCCAGUCCUGAAAACGAUUAGGAAGAAACCAAUGGGCACGGCAGGUGAAGACAAACCGUAAGAGACUCCAAGCAGCUCCUCGGCCACACCGCUCUGGCAAUCCCCCUGGGGUCUGCUGGUGCAGGUCCCUAGUCCUGCCCGGCAGCAGAGGACUGUAUAGCAGUUUCUCAGAGGUUUGAAUUUGAAGGCCAAACCACUUUUCUUCAUAAGACCAAAGGGCUACCAGGUUAAUGGCUUUGUCAUCUGUCUUCCAAACAAAGCACAUGAUAUGGACGAUGUCACAGUGUAACAGAAUUAUAACCAGACCCCUGAAGGGUGAGUUUUAGCAUAGACUAAUAUUCAAAGAAAAAAAAAACAGAACAAAAAUUAGAAAAAAAUCAAAAUCUCCACUGCCGACUUACAGGGAGAACAUAACACAUAAAAUGCCAUGAAAAUAUCUUUAAACUCUUCUGUCCCUUCUCUGCCCUUUUAAAUAUCUUUCAUAGCUAUUCCCUACACCCAGAACUAUCUCCCUGUCCUUAUUCAAAAACCAAAUCCUUUUUUUUUGAAACUCAUAUCUAGCAGCUCCUAAUUUCUCUUUAUCACUACCUGGGUUCUUACCCUCUUCUUUCCUGGAUUGCUUUUGGGUUUUUCCCCUCUUCUACCAAAUCUUCUCUCUGGUAUUUAUGACAGGGUCGCCUCAGGAGCACAUGUUUCCAAAUCACAGGAAAUGCUUGUUAAAUUGCCCAUCUUGGGCCACUUUUUCCUACGCUCAAUGUAGACCAUACAGUAUAUAGAGGGCUAUUUUCCCUAAACUCCAAACACCCAUGAGGGGAAGAAAAAAAAACCUUCUCAAAUAUUGAUUCCAUUAUCUUGAAAGCCCCUGAAUGAGAAAGAAAUAAAGAAGCAUUUAUUUUUUCUAGUAUUUUAACUCUUCAUUUUGAAAACUGUUCAGACCUCCCAAAAAGUUGCAAAUCGUACAGAGUUCCAUUUACCCUCCAUCCAUCGUCCCCAACAUUAACAUCUGAUAGAAGUGUAGUACAGUUAUCAAAAUUCGGUGAGCAAUCAUGAAAAAAUGGAUAAUGCACAGCACUUACUGAGUACACGCCCUUUGUCCCACUGACAUUCCUUUUCUGAUCCCUGAUUCAGUCCAGGCUUCCAUGAUGCAUUAGUUUCUUAGUCUCCUCCAAUCAGGGUCAGUUCUUCAGUCUUUUUCUUUUAUGACCUUGAUACUUUUGAAAAGUAUUGGCCAGUAAUUUUGAAAAAUGUUCUUUGACUUGGGCUUGUUGAUGUUUCCUUGAACAAUUUCUCUAGAUAAUGUAAUUUUGGCAAGAACACUGCAGUAGUGAUGAUGUGGGCUCCUCAGGGUCCCCUAGUACCAGGGAGCACAUGGUGUUGGCGUGUCUCAUUACUGACAAGGUCACCUUUCAUCAUUUAGUUAAGAUGAAGUCUUCCAGAUUUUUCCAUGGUAAAAUGGUUGUUUUCCCCUUUUUAAUUAAUAAGUAUACUGUGGGGAAAUACUUAGGUCAUGCAAACAUCCUGUUUCUCAUCAUAUAUUGUUAGCAUCUGCCAAAGCAGAACACCAGUGGGUCCAAACAGUGAUUUUCUUUCUUCAUUAUGUCUUUUAUAUUUCUUCAUUGGAAUUCUCACUAUCCCCGGAGAGAAUUAUUUUCUUCAAAGCCUAAUUUUUUGUUUUGGGCACCAGAGCAGGUAUUCUCUAUAUAUGAUCUCAUUUAUGUUUCAUAAUUCUGUGAGGUACGUGUUAUUAUUUCCAUUUUAUAGAUCAGAAUACUCACUCUGAAACCCCGACUUUCACUGGCUGGCGGGG
Messenger RNA from Suricata suricatta (meerkat), 3216 nucleotides. It is a transcript of the gene DCSTAMP, whose product is annotated as dendrocyte expressed seven transmembrane protein. The record is from RefSeq and is a predicted model, not a curated record. Lineage: Eukaryota; Metazoa; Chordata; Mammalia; Carnivora; Herpestidae. The transcript is spliced from 4 exons. The coding region runs from base 58 to 1470 and encodes 470 amino acids. Gene Ontology annotation, cellular component: membrane.